AGAGUGCAGUGUGCAGGCAGUGUCAGCAGGAGCGAGCUUGCGCCUCUGUCUCUCUCUCCCUUUCUAACACCAAAGGGGAAAGCAAGCUUCAAGUUCAGUGAACAUCCACAGCAUCUAGGAUUUCUCUCUCUUUCCCCCCACCUCAAAUUACUUCUGCAAAUGAAUGCUGCCUAACCUCCCCAAGGAAAAAAACAUGGGCACUGGGGAUUAUAUCUGCAUCACCAUGACUGGAGGAGCACCCUGGGGCUUUAGACUUCAAGGUGGCAAGGAAGAAAAGCAGCCUUUGCAGAUUGCCAAGAUUCGCAAUAAAAGCAAAGCAUCCAAGGCUGGGCUGUGCGAAGGGGAUGAGGUGAUAUCUAUCAAUGGCAACCCUUGUGCCGACUUGACCUAUUCUGAAGUUAUCGCUCUGAUGGAAGGCUUGGCUGACACUCUCCAGAUGCUUAUCAAGAGAUCUUCCAGUGGAGUGAAUGAGUCCUUCAGUCCUGAAACAGAAAAUGACAGUGACAUUAAAAAUGAGGAAUAUAAAGAGAGCACUACCCUGCAGAUCAGAACAGCAGCCCCCAGACCUCACCAACAACUGCAGAUCAUAGGCGCAACCCAUGAAACACUCCAGAAAGAGCAGCAAAGCGAUGCCGAAAGAGAUAUCACCCCUUCUCACAAAAUCCCUCCCAAAGUGAUAGAAGCCCCUAAAACACACUUCAUAGAGGUGCCUGCUUUCACCGGGGAAAAGCCAGGACCAACAGUUGAGCUCCAGUUGUCCCUCUUGCAUGGCAAACACAAAGGCAGCAGUGUUCCCAGUCUGACCGUCCUGGGAGCUGAACAGCACAAGUCCUCAGAAGCGGGAGCCACCCUACUGCAAGAUGGGACUAGCUGGCUGACUGCAGGUCCCGCGGCUGAAAAAGACCACGCUGUCCAGUGGUCAAGCAGAACAUUCCAGGCUGCUGGCGACAAAGAGGUCAAAGCAGCCCUCAGAGCUGAGACAAAGGAGCCGUCUCUCACCAAGGUAGAGGUGAUCCUAGACUGCUCUGACAGGGCAAAGGAAGAGUUUGGGUCUCUGGCCGAAAAGGGGUGUGUGGAUUCUCAAGUGGAAGGAGGGCAGUCAGAAGCACCUCCUUCUGUAGUCUCCUUCGGCAUCUCGUCAGAAGGCACAGAGCAGGGAGAAGACGACCAGCACUCUGAAAGGGAACAUAGCAGACCUCACAAACACAGGGCAAGGCACGCCAGGCUCAGACGGAGCGAGAGUAAGUCAGAGAAGCAGGUGAAAGAAGCCAAGUCUAAAUGUAAGAGCAUUGCCCUCUUGCUGACAGCAGCUCCAAACCCCAAUUCCAAGGGGGUGUUGAUGUUCAAGAAGCGUCGCCAAAGAGCUAGGAAAUAUACGUUGGUCAGCUACGGGACUGGGGAGCUAGAACGUUACGAGGACGAGGGCGAAGAAGACGAAGGUGAAGAAGGUGAGAAAGAGAACGCUUUUGAAAUUACCUUGCUAGGCACGAGUGAGUCGGAAAUCGAUGAAGAUUUCUUCUCCGACAUUGACAAGGAAGACCGGAUUGUGACAUUUGACUGGGAUACUGGACUGCUUGAGGUUGAAAAGAAACCAAAAAGUGGGGACGAGAUGUCUCAGCUGCUUCCAGAAAGCAAGGGCAAGGGGGCAGUCAUGUUUGCCAAAAGGCGUCAACGGUUGGACCAGAUCACAGCUGAGCAAGAGGCAAUGAGGAUGCAGGCAGGGCACAGCUCCUCUGAGGAACACCAGACAGCCACAGCAACCGAGAGCACCUACAAAAUGAGCUCCUCCUCAUAUCAGGCAAAACAGGAAGAAUCUUCCCGGGUGAAAAGCCACGUUAGCAAAAGCUACAUAGAAGUGAGCCACAGUCAUGGUGCAGCAAUUCAGCAAAAUGGCAUCGGGAUCACUCCCGAAGCAAACCUGAUGUACCCAACCUCAGAAGCCCUUAAGACUGCUGCUUCCAACAGAACAGCCAAGCCUUUCCCUGGUGUACAAAACAGAGCAGCGGCUCCGUUUUCUCCCACCAGAAGCAUGACGAGCCCUCUGUCAGAUCUCCCUGCACCACCGCCUUACACUUCGGUCAGCCCACCCCCUGAAACCUUAUACAGAACUGUUUUGUCUCCAGUUGCCGCCAGUCCAGCGCAGCCGGCGAUCUGGUCUCCAACAGAGUCAACAGAACAGAUCGCAUCCAGGGAUGAGAGGAUUGCGGUGCCUGCCAAAAGAACUGGAAUACUGCAAGAGGCAAAGAGAAGAAGCACUGCAAAGCCAAUGUUUACUUUCAAAGACACCCCCAAGCUGAGCCCUAACCCUGCCCUUCUGUCCCUUGUACAGAACACAGAAGGCAAAAAAGGUGGUGGUGCAGGCUUUGAAUCGGGGCCUGAAGAAGACUACCUCAGCUUGGGAGCAGAGGCCUGCAAUUUCAUGCAAAUCCAGGCAGCCAAGCAAAAGGUCCCACCUCCAGUUGCUCCAAAACCCUCGUUAAAGGUUUCUCCCACUGCCGCAACACCUGCUUCACCAGUCUGGUCACCUCCAGCCGUGGCUGUUACUCAGCCUCCUAUCUUUCCAGCUCCAAACUCACCUGAAAUGGCAGCUCCAGCACCUGUCAAAACAGCACAACCUGCUUAUCCCUCUCCCCAAACUGUCAACAUAGCACAACCUACUUAUCCCCCUCCCCAACCUGUCAACAUAGCACAACCUGCUUACCCUCCUCCCCAGCCUACUUAUUCCCCUCCCCAGCCCCCAAGUACUCUUAAGCUAGCCAGUCCUUUUAAAGGGCCUCAAACAGCAGCGCCACACCAAAAUUAUACACCCAAAACAACACCCACCACCCCAGUAGGAAAUGCUGUGCUUGCUGGCGGGGUGGGGCCAGCUUUUGAGAUGCCCCCAGCUUUGAGUGGGAAAGGAGCCCAGCUCUUUGCCAAAAGGCAGUCGCGGAUGGAAAAAUAUGUGGUAGACUCAGAAACCGUGCAGGCCAAUAUGGCGCGGGCUGGAUCACCAACUCCGUCUUUACCAGCAUCUUGGAAAUAUUCAUCGAAUGUUCGAGCACCACCACCUGUGGGCUAUAACCCCAUCUACACUCCAUCUUAUCCUCUCGCUGCUACCAAGCCACAGUCAAAGUCCCCUGCUGCUGCCAAAACUACCAAGAAAAAGCCUAAGAAAGCACUUAGUUCUUUGGAAGUUAUGAAGCACCAACCAUACCAGCUUAAUUCAUCCUUAUUUACUUUCCAAGCUCCCUCUGAUAAUAAGGAAAGUGCACUUCCUAAGCAGCCUGCGAAGUUUGACUCAGCGUCUGCCUCAAAGCAAGCUCUACCUUCAAGAUCGCUCAACGCCGGUUCUCCUUCUAAUGUCCGGGAAUCUUCAGUGUACUCUGUACCAGCCUACACUUCACAACCUUUCUUCCAGUUGAAUGCCUCUAGCCCUGUCAUUGAGUCCUGUGCGUCGACAGGCUACCCUUCUUUUUCAAAGCAAGAACCAGCAGCAUCCUCUAUGUUUACUGCUCCCAGGCCAAAGUUCUCAGCCAAGAAAGUUGGUGUCUCAGCACAGGAAAGAGGCGGAGAACGGUCUUUAUCACUCCCUGGAUGGCCACCUUCAGCCACUUCACGAUCCAUGUCCCCUGUCUCUCCUGUGGUGUUUCAACCUGUUCCUGAUUAUUUUAGCAAACCACCUCCUGCAGCUGAUAAGCCUGGGAAGAGGCUGACUCCUUGGGAAGCAGCCGCCAAGUCCCCUCUUGGGCUGGUGGAUGAUGCCUUCGGCCCACAGACCAUUCAAGAGUCGAUAGCUGCAAAUGUUGUGUCUGCUGCUCGCCGGAAAACACUGCCUGCGCCGCCGGACGAGUGGAAACAAAAAGUGGCUUAUGAGCAUCCUGCUCCCAGUGCCCAUGCAAAAUUAGCUUCGUUUGGAAGGAGCCAGUCAGCGGCCUUUUUCCCUGCAAAGAGCACAGUGUCUGCUCCGAGCUCCACUGCCCCCUGCAGCUCUCGUCUACAGUAUGCAUACUAUGGCCAACGUGCCCAGACAGAUCCUGACAUGGUCUCCAUGGAUUCCAGGUCUGAUUACUACCUGUCACUAGCUGACUCCAACUAUAAUCCACUUCCAAAGGGAUGGAGGCGCCAAACAUGAAAAGCGGAAGGCCCUCUUUUAGCUUCUCUUCUUGAAGUUCUACAAGUCUUAGAUUCGAGGGGGGAUUGAAAAUGUGAAGAAGUGUGUGGGACAGGUGUUGGCUGGCCUGAUAAGAUAUUGACAAAAGAGAUCAAGCGUGACCUAAAAUGUAGCACAGCAUCCAUGCUGUGGAUCCAGUAGCACGACAGCUUUUGAUCCCAGCUUCAGAGCUUUUCUUUGUCUUUGGGUGCAUGUGUGUGUGUUAAAAGGAAAUCAAAUUUGUGGAAGAAUGAAAUUCAAAGGUGAAAGCUUCAGCUGGGAAGAGUGCAACAAUUGUGGGAUUUGAAUGUUUGUAAAUUAACCAAUGAGCCUUUAUCAAGAACAUAUCCUUGGGUCUUUUGAAAAGCUGCCUUUCUGUUUUCCAUCCCUGGUCUCUGUUCAGUGUAAAUGUCAUCACUGACUUAAAACAGUUUCACAGGGGUUGGAUUUUUGACUAAGUCAAAUGGGGCUUUCCCUAGCAAAUCAUGGAUUAGGGAAGGGCAGGAGCAAGCAAAGAUUUCCUAAGUGAGGGAUAGCCUCUUGAUGUUGUUGGGCUCCAGCUCCCAUCAGCAUGGCCAAUGGUCAGGGAUAAAAGGAGUUGUAAUCCAGCCAAUCAGAGUUGACAAUGCUGAACCAGGUGAACAAAUAGUCUAAUGGUAUAUGGCAGCCUCCUAAAUUCAUGCACAACUUGUUGUUGAGCUCUGCUCCUACUUAUAAAUAUCAAAACCAUAUUUGCAUGCAAAUUGCAGGUACAGUAGACCUUUCUAAAGGGAUGAACUGUGACAAAUUUCCGGAAGAUAGUUGCAAGGACAGACUUUAGCAUUUUGAGGAAGGGUGGAAAUUGCUCCUCUAAGGGUGUGGUUUUUUAUGACGGGGCAAUCAGGUUGAAAACUGGAGACAGGAGGGAGGUUCCCCUGAGUAAGAAACCUGUUAAAGCUCAGGCAAACAGUUCCCAAAGUUGUAUGUUACUGGCAUUUUUUUAAAAAGAGGGGGGGGGAAAGCUGGGAAAUCACAAUUUUUAAUCGUCACCCCCAACCCCUGUUCUGAAAGUGGACUCCAGAAGGGGUGAGUACAGCUUCCGUCAUUCUUCAUCAUGCUGCUUUGGCCUGAUUGAAGUUGGAAUCAGACAACAUCUAGAAGACCGCAGGUUCCCCACCUCUGCCUUAGAGCAACACUGCUUGCUGUCUGAUGCUACUCCAAAAUAUUGAAAACCUGCAAUUCAUCCUGAUAAACUUCCUCAUCCUGUUUACCAGUUCAAAAUUGGCAGCUAUGCUGGGGAAUAGCCUUCUUUGAAGGUUAUUCAGCUUGAAAUGCAGAGAGGUGAAUAAGAUGUGAUACUACUUUUCACAGACAUUCACAGUCUAGCAAACUAGAUGGCAAAGGAAUAAGAUGGCCUGAAGAAGUGUGGCAAUGGUUUGGUGGGUUUUUGUUGUGGUUGUUUUUGAUGGGGUGGGGGGAAAGAAACAGUAUGUUCUGUGUUCUGCCAGAUCUCUAGAAAUCUUUAAUAGUCUCUCUACAGGCAUACAUGUUGUGGACAGUGAGCCUGUUGUGGUUCAUUGCAUUUUCGAUAGCUGUGCCACCUUCUUAAAAUAACCAAACGCCUGUUUCCAGCCAAAGCUGGCUUGCAGAAUGCGGAUUGGUUGCUCCUGUGGCAAUUACAAAGUCACUCCCUCUUCUCCACCACCAGCUGGGGCAAAGUUUAUAGUGAAAUAAACAGCAGGAUUGACGCUGAAUAAACCAUUUAUCAGAUAUCCAAGCUGAGUAUUAGCAAAAAUAGCAAUUGAAAAGAAACAUAGGGUAUGAAGUGCAAAGCCAUGGAGGAUUUGAAAGCAGAUAAGUUUGUUGCAAAAGGAAGAGGUAGGGGUGGAUGUCCAUCUUGAUUUCUCUCUGUUUCCUAUUUCUCCAAUCUAAAAACAUCUUAUUACAUGGUAUAGAGACUGACCAAGCAAUUGUUUUAAAAUGGCCAUGCGACAACUCUGAUGCUGUCCAUUUUGGUAUGGGUUGUUAAGAGAGCUGAUCCAUUAUACUGUGCAGUCCCAAGAGAUUGCCCAGCACAACCCAAAAUGUGUACUCCAGGAUCCCUUGAAAUGUCAUUGUGCAUGUGCUUCAAAUCUGCAGUCAUAUUCAGCCGUGUGCAAUGCCACAAAUAGUACCCCAGAAUUCUCUUCAGAUCUGAAACGGACCCUGUGAUAUAUGCACAGUUGUCAAUAGGGAUGAGCAAAUCUGUCAGGUUCAAUAUCUCUCAGUUUCUCAUUUUUCCACUCUUAAAUUCAGUUCUCCGCAUUUCCAUAUCAACACCCUCACUGCAGAAAAACCCACCACUUUGAAAAUACACUAGCAUUUAGUACAUAAUUCUCCUUAUAUACACAUUUUGAUAUUCACUUUUGAUUAAUAUACAUAUUUUGCAAAGCAGAUGUCUGAAAUCUAAUGCAACUUCGUGUGGUAUUUUUGCCAAUAUGUGCAUACUUGUGCAUAGCCUAGUAUGUGCAUGUGCAUGUACAGACCGGCAGACAGGCAUACAUACAUAGAUCCCCCAACCCUCCAAUCUUUAGUAUAGCAACCCUGUGAGUUUCAUGGCUAAAUUUGGUAAGCUGGUCUCACAAGACCAUCUGCUUGAAGACGUGUGGCAAAGUCUGGUGCAUGAAGAAAUUAUUCCUAGCAUUUGAACACCACAGGGAUAAGGAUGACCUCAAAAUCACAGGGUAGAUAAGGUAAGUGGGAAGUAAUGCCUUAGAUUUUGUUCAGAGUGAUUUGGAGGCACAUGUCUCCUUUGGAGCUUCAGAAGUUGCAAAUGUUUGUGAAAUGUGAACCUUACUAACCCUUCAGUGGCUCACAUUCUCUUGUGUCACUAGUAGAUGAGUAUUUGUCAUGGAACUUUUGAUUUAUCAAGAUAUCAAAACAUAGAUAUAGUGCAGCUUUUCCUCAACCAGUUGCCUCUAGGCAUUUUGGACAAGCUUUUAAAACAUUUGGAAUGCAAUAGGUUGGGAAAGGCCGCUAUAGAUCAACAAUGUAGAAAGUCAGUUUUGUAUAGAAGUAGAUUUCUGAUAAGUGUUCAGUGGUUUGAGCCUAGUUUAAGGGAACCUGUAUAGAGACAUGCAUUAAUUCAAUUCAGCAAUAUCCAACCUGGCGGCCUCCAGGUGUUGUUCAACUUCAACUCCCAUGAUCCCUCACGAUUGGCCAUGCUGUUUAAAGGCAAUGGAAGUUUUGGUUCACAUCAUCUGGAAAGUAUCACAUUGGCUGUCCCUGGCUUAACCAAAGUUAGGGCCAGUCCAAGACAUUUUAUUGCCUGGGGCAAAAGGCAAUAUGAAACUCCACGUUGUGGAUUUGAGACUCAUGUGCUGGUUUAUUGGGGGCCAGAAUAUGUCCCAAGGGAUCAGGUUUCUGUUUUGAAAUGCUUUGCCUUUCUAUCUGGACCAUGAUUAAUUAGCUUCCCCCAAACAUAAAUGUAGCCAAAUGCAGCUACACACCCACCCUGCCCUUUCUCAGUAUUGAAAAAUCAACCAUGAAUGUUUUCUUUCUGAAUAUUUGUACGAAACCUAAUAUGGCACGGAUAAAAGCAUGAAAUCAUAUCUGAUCAGAGCAUGGAUACUUGAGGCCCCUUCAAAUAAUUUUCCCAUCACAAGAAGGACUGUACAGAGGACUUGUGUCUUUCUGUCUGGGAUGUUCUCUGCUCCUUGAGAAUCCUGAGAACAGUAACCCUGAGGAUUGUCCUCGAUGCACCCAUCAUGACACGUCUGACCACAGGGAAGUCAUGAGAUAAUCAGGGGAUUGUGUAUGGCUAGGUAACACAUGAUGGAACUUAUAUGGAAUGUUACAAACCCUUAGCCCUGCCUAUCAUGGUGAGGGUGACUCUAGCUACUCUGGUUUUAGGCUUCAAGCCACAGGCUCACUGAAUUCAAUGGGAGUUUUUGCUUCCCGUGGUCCAAAGGUUUUAAGAAUUAACGAUAUCCAAAGCCAUUAAGCUAGUUGUGCCGACAGACAAGGUCAUGACAUGAAAUCCUGCUUGGAAGAGACUCUGCCUUGAAUUUUUUUCUGUUGAGUCAAACCUGACUAACAGGGCAUUAUAUAGAGCCCGUUUUCCUUUUGGCCUUGUUCACACUGUGGCAUUAUCUACCAGAGGAUUUGGUGAUGGCCACCAACUUAGAGGGUUUUUAAAAGAGAAUUAAACUAUACAUGGACAAUGUGGCCGCAUGUCCUGUUUCACAAGUUCGGUUUUAAAGCCAAAGAACCCCCAAGAAGGGGAAACAAGUGCUUUGGGGUUGUCUCUCAACAGUUAGCAGCACCUGGACGGCAGACUAGGCAGGCACAAAGGCACUAGGUGGACAAAAGCAGGGCAGUGAUAUUGUCGUGUUUAUAGGAUACCCAUAGGAUGCUGGACUAGAUAGUGUCAUCUUAAGUUAGGUUCAGUUGUGGGUGAGGUUUGGUAUGGACAGUGUGUCUUCACACACACACACACACACACACACACACACAGUUGUUUCUCAAUGAAAACAAAUCAGAGAAUGUCAAGGGUAUUAAUGUCUCAUUGAAUUCAGUAGAAUUUGAGCAUGCUUAACUUUCUCUGGAUACAUUAACAUGGGUGAUUAGAUCCCACUAAGGCUGUAAACCUAAGCAAACUCCUCUGGGACUCCAACAGGACUUGCUUCAAGUAGACAUGCAUAAAAUUACACUCACACAUGUAAUGCUCCAUAAGAAGAAUUUGUCUAUUUCAUAUUGAUGACUGAUUAGUCUUUCUAAUUCAUUGCAGGUGUGAUUUUUACACCUAGUUCCUAAUCCAGUCCUUUUGGCUUUAGCAGAAUUGCCAGCUCCUUGUUCUUUCUGCAUGGUUCUUUUCUCUCUUUCUCUCUUCUGAAAAUUUAAAUCCCAUCUAUCUCCAGUACAUGGCACAUGAAAAAAGUAAGACAAGGAAAAGAAGGGUAAAUAUUUAAAAAUGUGCAUUGAUUCAGAUGAUGUUCCGAAAAUGUAUGCUAAGCCUACAAACAAAAAUCUUAAGCUGCUUCCUCCUGCUGUGCUUUACAAUAGAAGGAGAGUGAAUUUAAAUUCUGCUCUGAAAAAACUAAUCUGGAUUUGCCAUUUCACUCGACAUGCAGGGAUGUCUGCUUGGGUGUUUGAAGAAAAUGUUAUUAAUGUGCAGAGGGGAUGCCUUAUGAUUUAGGAGUUCAGAUUUUGCAAGGUUUGUCGUAGCUAACUUGGUGAGGAAUGGCCACAUGCUUCGCUACGAUCUAUUCAACUCAGCUUCUCUUAAAUGCCAUUACUUUGUUUAGAAAACUGAAGUGGAAGAAGAGAUAUUGUGCUUUGUAAGAUUAAACUGAUGGGGCAAAAAGCAAAGUUUCAGGAGAUCAGAUGAGACAGCAGAAAAGGAAGUGGGAGUACAGACUCAGAUGGGGCAUGAAUGCCACUUAAAAACUUGAUGGGUUUAGUGGUUUGCGGCAACACUGGUGGUGUACUUCUCAUUUUUGCAGAUUCACUGACCAUACAUAUAGUGAUCAACUGCAUUACGCCAAUGUGUGUGGCCCUGAAAUCACUACAGGCUGAUAAGAAUUUUGACUGUCAUAGACUAUGAAAGUAAAGGUUUCAGAGGAGGCUUAAUAUAAAGGAAAUCUUGGAAGUUUGGACAGGUAUUGCUUAAAAUGCUGGGAACUGAUGCACAUUUGUUGCAUUGCUGAAUGGGUAAAUAGAAGCUCAGCUUUCUUGAAAUUACUCUUAGGAUCCCAUUUAUUACUGAAAUAACUGUGGAACAUCAGAAGGACUGAAGUAGCUUGUGUUGUGCAGUGCACAGUUUGGUUUAGUAUUACAUCUGAAGCCGACUCCUGGUUUGUUUUCCCCUAACAAACCAUGGGCGGUAAGAAAAAUCACAUUCUUUUGCUUUGCUUGCACUGUACACUUUCUUCCAGCCCCACUUCUUUGAUUGAAAUAGGUAUGUGCAAGUUUUGUGUGAGUUCUGAACAUUCAUUCAAGUACUUUACUUUUUUUCCCUGUGCCUGUGUGUAAAGGAACAGAUCCUAUCUGCUGAAGGAAGAAAAUACUCUGGCAGUAUUAAGUAGCUGUUACUGACAUUCCCACAGAUUCUUACAUCACAGAGAUUUCUGCAUAAAAGAUGCCAGAGACUCUGAAUAUGUGACUGAAAGUGAAUUUUCCAUGUUUAUACUCGAAGAAAGAUAUCUUACUUUUGUGAUUAUUUUGUUUUGCUUCAGUGCAAGUUAGUACCUAUUACCACUGCCUUUGCAUAACAGGUAAGAUUUGUACUCUUAAGUGUUGUUUUUUUCACUUUCACCAGCUGUUAGGUUGCCAGGGAAUGACACUUUUGUUAGAAUGCAUGAGAGAGUUGUAAAAUGGUAUCAUCUAAUAAAGAAAUGAUUUUACCAAUCAGA
This is a messenger RNA of Podarcis muralis (Common wall lizard), 10503 nucleotides long. RefSeq names its product synaptopodin 2 (gene SYNPO2). Lineage: Eukaryota; Metazoa; Chordata; Lepidosauria; Squamata; Lacertidae. Gene Ontology annotation, cellular component: actin cytoskeleton; Z disc; stress fiber. Gene Ontology annotation, molecular function: actin binding. The record is from RefSeq and is a predicted model, not a curated record. Gene Ontology annotation, biological process: positive regulation of actin filament bundle assembly.